Messenger RNA from Cucurbita moschata (crookneck pumpkin), 2529 nucleotides. Its product is annotated as probable 1-acyl-sn-glycerol-3-phosphate acyltransferase 5. The transcript is spliced from 6 exons. Gene Ontology annotation, cellular component: endomembrane system. Lineage: Eukaryota; Viridiplantae; Streptophyta; Magnoliopsida; Cucurbitales; Cucurbitaceae. Gene Ontology annotation, molecular function: acyltransferase activity. The record is from RefSeq and is a predicted model, not a curated record. The coding region runs from base 1303 to 2424 and encodes 373 amino acids.
UCUUUGACACUGUUAUCGGUCCAGAAAUUUCUUCACCUCGUUUUCUCACUUCACCUUGCUGUGAAGUUCAUCGUCAAAUCCUGAGGCGGUCAAUGCAUUUGAGGUAAGCCACUUACUUAUCGCCAUUUUGUUUUUCCCCCAUUACGACAGUUUCUAUUUGGUUCCUGAGAAACUGCCGCGAAAAUCUAGUGCUCUUUGUCUCAUUUCUCAGUUUGCUGAACCUACGAGAACAUGCAUAAAUGUUCGACUGUUUUUUUCUUCUUGCCGAUUUUUUCGGUGUUGUGGUGUAUUCUGACACGUGGUGAUUUGAUCGCUCGGAUUUUUGUGCGAGUAAACAGGAUUUGGAAUAAUUUUUCUUUUGUCGAAUCGGAUUUAUGUCCAUUGGCUUUGUAUUUUAUCGUAAAUGUAUUAAACUUUUGUUCUGUGAUUUUCGAGAUCAUGCACAUCUUGUUGUGAAUGUAUGAUUCGAUUAUAUUUGGAUUUCUGGAUUCGCAUUAAGCUGUGUGAUCCUAUUUUGUUGGCUGUGGACUUGUGAUCGAUCAGGGAACAAAAGAUGAAGAUCUUAUCUUAGCGAGCACUAGCAAGAAUGUUGCGAUAACAGUGUAAGCACUACAUGGAUGAGUUUUUGCUUCAAAUCGUGUUAUUUUCUCUCUUACUGUAACGAUUGUUGGUCGUAUUUAAGACAAUAUGUAAGACAAGUACCAGAAGUGAUGAGAUAGAGGGAAAAUGUGGAAUGUUAUGGAUUUCUUUCUUUUCUGGAACAUCGAACCCCAUUGUACUAACUAGUAACUAUGUAUAUAGUAAGUUUCUUCAGUUCUGAAGUUUGCAAGGAACGACGGUAGGGUAAUGUAGGACGAAAGGAGUAAAGAAACUUAAAAACCAAAUUAUUUUACCUGGAGAAAUAACUACGUGUGAAUCAAGAAAUGCUGUAUGAUUCUAUCCUCCUUCCCAUGGCAGGAUUUUUGUCUCUGACAAUAAGUGAAUUGAGAUGAAUAUUAUGAGGAAAAGGGAGUCAUUACCUUUGAGGUUGGUGGAAUCAACAAUGGCACUUAAUGCUGCUUCACCAGGCAUUAGCUCUGGACUGAUGCGGCAUUUAUUACUUUCUUGCUCUUUUCUUUCUUUUCGUGAGAGCAUUUUAGAGGAAUUUAUCCACAGCUAAAUGAUUCUGUAUUAGAACCAUAUCACUCUCACGAGCCACAACUGUAUUCCAACGGGCACCACCUCGCUGAAAAGAGACCCACUAAUCUCUGGUGAUAGUGGGAAUACGUUUGUUCUGGAUAUUGUGAAUGAUUCAAAGAGGGUAUGGAAGUCAAGGAUGUUGAAAUGAGGGAUCGCACCCUAACUCCAGCUAGGCUGUUCAGGGGUCUGUUGUGCUUACUGGUGCUUCUUUUAACAGCAUUUAUGAUGUUAGUAUUCUAUGGUUUUAUCAGUGCCAUUUUUGUUCGAGUAUUCAGCAUACAUUAUAGUCGAAAAGCUACUUCCUUCUUCUUUGGUUCUUGGUUAGCUGUGUGGCCUUUUCUGUUUGAGAAAAUUAACAAAACGAAAGUUAUUUUUUCUGGAGAAAUGGUCCCAGCAAGGGAGCGUGUCUUGAUUAUUGCAAACCAUAGAACAGAAGUUGAUUGGAUGUACCUGUGGGAUCUUGCAAUACGAAAAGGACAACUAGGGUACAUAAAGUAUAUACUCAAGAGCAGUUUGAUGAAGCUACCAGUAUUUGGCUGGGGAUUUCACAUAUUAGAGUUCAUCUCUGUGGAAAGAAAAUGGGAGGUUGAUGAAUCAACAAUGCGCCAAAUGCUUUCAACUUUCAAGGAUGACCAUGAUCCCUUAUGGCUUGCCCUUUUCCCUGAAGGCACAGAUUUCACUGAACAGAAGCGCAUUCGAAGUCAAAAGUAUGCAGCAGAAAAUGGUUUGCCCAUCUUGAAAAACCUGUUGCUUCCCAAAACAAAGGGCUUCCAUACGUGCGUACAGGAUUUGAGGCAAUGUCUAGAUGCAGUUUAUGAUGUGACCAUCGGUUACAAACAUCGGUGCCCCUCUUUAUUGGACAAUGUCUUUGGUUUAGAACCUUCUGAAGUUCAUAUACACAUCCAACGCAUUCCUAUUGACAACAUUCCAACUACAGAAAAUGAAGUUGCCAAUUGGCUAAUGGACACAUUCAGCAAUAAGGACCAAUUACUUGACAAAUUUCAUUCUCAAGGUCAUUUUCCCCAUGAAGGAACUGAAGGGGAUCUCUCAACCAUGAAGUGUCUUGUUUCCAUCACCACUCUAAUGGUCCUAACCUCCUUAUCUACAUACUUAACCUUUUUUUCAUCCAUCUGGUUCAAAAUCUAUGUAUUAUUCGCCUGUUCCUAUCUGGCCUUCGCUACCCGUUUCAACAUUCGACCAAUGCCAAUUUUCCGCCGUAAAAAAAUCGUCUUGAAACUUGAUUGAUCGAAGGGAGCGGAUGUGUAGUAUUAAAAAAUGUAUUACAAGACUAUAUAGACUACGGUUUAAAUAUGUAAUAUCAAAGGAUAUUAUCUUCAAUUUUGCAAGUUU